AUGAAUUUUAUGAAAGAGACUUUAGAACUACUUGGAUAUGAAAACAUUAAGUGCUCUAUUCCAAAUACUUUACUUGAUAAUUUCACUGCUUUUUUUACUGCUUAAUAACAAAAUCCUUUAACAAAUGAAUCUCCUUAAAGUAAUUAUUUCAAUACAACUGACCUUAGAUUUUGAGAAUGGUUUAAUAUUUAUGUCAACUAUAAGUUAAAGUAACACACCCUAGAUAUCAGCCUAAUAAUUAAGGUCUGUAUAAUCUAAAGGUUCCAAAGGAAAGAUCAGAACUUUUUUUCCUUCAAGUAAUUAUCAUCUAAAAUUUAAAUAGAAUGGCCUGUUCACAAAGCUAACAUGAGUCCAUUUUCUUUUUCUAAAUAUUCUCACUUUCAAUCUUUGACAAGCAGAUAUUGGUAUUAUUUGGACAAUAGUAAUACUGUUUAAGGUAAGGUCUAGCCUUAUCUAAAUAUUAUAGGUCCAUUUUCUUGUAUUGAAAUGGAUAACUGGUAUCGAAAAAAUCUCCUCAAUCAUGAUCUGUUGAUUAGCUACAAAUCUCAUGAUCUAACUUCGUUUGUGAAAAUCCAAGACAUUUUAAAAGAUUCUGAAAAUACUAAAUGCGAUAAAAUUCUACGUCAACUUUAUAAAAGGGCAUAUAGUACUAAAAGAAUAAGUUAAUAUCUUAUUUAAUUUUAGAAGAUUAAAAUUAUAGCAAUUCACCAAUAAGCAAGGCAUCAACUGAAAUAUCUAUUAGCAACAACAACAGCUGCUAAAAAUCUAGAUAACCCAUUUGGGGAGUUGAUAACGAUUAUUUUUUAGGUUUUUGA
Messenger RNA from Paramecium primaurelia, 815 nucleotides. Lineage: Eukaryota; Ciliophora; Oligohymenophorea; Peniculida; Parameciidae. The record is from the annotation of a GenBank genome assembly.